GUGACAUUGGAAAUUAUUACUAUGGCCAGGGCCAUCCCAUGAAGCCACACAGGAUACGUAUGACACACAACCUCCUCUUGAAUUAUGGGCUGUACCGCAAGAUGGAGAUAUAUAGGCCUCAUAAAGCAACUCAAGAUGAAAUGACCAAGUUCCAUAGUGAUGACUACAUCAGGUUUAUAAGGUCCAUUCGUCCAGAUAACAUGAAUGAAUACAAUAAACAGAUGCAAAAGUUUAAUGUUGGAGAAGAUUGCCCAGUCUUUGAUGGCCUGUAUGAGUUUUGUCAGUUAUCUUCUGGAGGCUCCAUUGCUGGUGCUGUGAAGUUGAACAAACAAGCUUGUGAUAUUGCUAUUAACUGGGCUGGUGGACUUCAUCAUGCAAAAAAAAGUGAAGCUUCAGGUUUCUGCUACGUGAAUGACAUUGUGUUAGCUAUUUUGGAGCUCCUUAAGUAUCACCAGCGAGUUCUGUACAUUGAUAUUGAUAUUCAUCAUGGAGAUGGUGUUGAGGAGGCCUUCUACACCACAGACCGUGUAAUGACUGUCUCCUUCCACAAGUAUGGAGAGUAUUUCCCUGGGACUGGAGACCUAAGGGAUAUUGGUGCUGGGAAGGGUAAAUAUUAUGCUGUUAACUUCCCAUUAAGAGAUGGCAUAGAUGAUGAGAGCUAUGACAGCAUAUUUGUGCCAAUAAUGACAAAGGUAAUGGAAACCUACCAGCCCUCUGCAAUUGUUCUUCAGUGUGGUGCUGACUCUCUCAGUGGAGACAGGCUUGGUUGUUUCAACCUCACCCUAAAAGGCCAUGCAAAGUGUGUUGAAUUUGUCAAGAAGUACAACCUUCCCCUACUCUUACUUGGUGGAGGAGGAUACACCAUCCGUAAUGUAGCAAGAUGUUGGACUUAUGAAACGGCUGUUGCUUUAAAUACGGAAAUUGCAAAUGAACUUCCCUACAAUGAUUACUUUGAAUACUUUGGACCAGACUUCAAGCUCCAUAUCAGCCCCUCCAACAUGGCCAAUCAGAAUACACCAGAGUAUUUAGACAAGAUCAAAACCAGACUGUUUGAAAACUUGAGGAUGUUGCCCCAUGCACCUGGUGUACAAAGUAUAGCAAUUCCAGAAGAUGGUGUAGCAGAAGAGAGUGAAGAUGAAGACAAAGCCAGUCCAGAUGAGAGAAUUUCUAUACGUGCUUCUGACAAACGCAUUGCCCCAGAUAAUGAAUAUUCAGAUUCCGAAGACGAGGGUGACGGGCGAAGAGAUGAACGAUCCUUCAAGCCCAAAAAGAAAACAAAGACUGAUGAGAGUGCAACCAAUAAUGGUGCAGGAGAGGACAAGAAGGACACCUCUAUCACUUCUGCAAAGGAGGAAAAGUCUGGUUCUCAGGUUGGACAGAAUGAAACCAAAGUGGAAUCUUGAGGCAGAGUUAAAUUUUAAGUUCCACUUUUUUCUAUAUUUUAUUCUGUGAAUUAGAAAACAUAAGGUUAAAGUCAAAGAAUACCUUGGAAUAUGCACAGAAAUGCUCAGCUGAGAUCAUAUGUAAAAGUAAUCAUUCCUCACCAAAUACCUUUGGGUAGUUUUUUCAAACAAUGCUUCAUGUCACUUGUUGAAAAAUCAAGUAUACAUGUACUGUGUAAUUUGUAUAAAUAUAUAUAUGUGCAUAUAUAUAUAUAUCUAUAUAUUUAAGGAACUAAACUUGGUCUGUAUGGUUUGCAGUCAUGCAAUAUUAUAUAAACAGUCAGGACACCUCCUAUUCACAAUUUUGUUAGCACUGUUUGGAGAAAUUGCUCGCAGGAGGGUCAUGACCAGAAUAGGUAUAUACUCUCAUAAUGUCAGUAUUAUCAAAAUCUCAUGAUUCACCAAAGGAAAAAAUGAAGACAGUGCUUAUAUAAGUGACAAUAUGUGCUCUAGGUCUUUUAUCUUCAUUUAAAACAUGAAAUAGAUAUAUAUUAGAUAUAUUGGUAGCUCCAUACAAACUUGUCAUUUAAUUUUUUAUGUCAUAUGUAUUAUAUACAUGAAAGCACACACUUCUCUCAAGGGAAUGUCUUGUCAGCAAAGCCUAUACAUAAAAGCUUUGGCAGAUCCUCUUUGUAAUUUAGUUGUUUUAGGCAAUGCAUCACCUUAUUUAUUUGCUUCUAGCAAAUGUCAUCUACCAUUUUUGUCUAUGAAAAUUAAAAGUAUUUAAUGUUCUGUUACAUAUAUUGGCAAGAGAUACAUUGGUUGCCUUCAUGAUAAAUCCCAUUCAGAACUUUUCAGUUUUUCUUCUAUCAUUAUCACACCAUUUACCUAAGAAGACUGUCAAAGUUAAGGCUGCCCCCAUGUAAUGUUUCAAUUAUGCCAAAAGUCCCUACUUUUAUAAGUAGCCCAAAAAUGUUCCUGCAUGGUUCUGAAUGACCAUAUUGUGUGACUUUUGUCCUAAAGGGUGUGCCUAUCAAUAUUUUCACUUGGGCCAAGCUCAUCUUAUUUGAUCUCAUGAUAUAUUUUCAUAUUUGUAAUAUUAACAUGUACUUUGUUGAUACUGUAAAGUCAUUUUCAGUGCAGAUUGCAUCAGUAAAAUAGUUUUGAUUUUUUACUAGAAGAGAAUAUUUCCUUUAGUAAAAUUUUAUUUUGGUCUGUCAAAUCUCAAACAUAAGAGAUUUUAUCAUUCAAGUUCACCAUAUGUGCAUAUAAACCAGAACAAACAUGAAAUCAGACACACAUUGAAAUACAUGUUGUAAACAAGUUUUGAAGGCAUUUCCAUUGAUGCACACUAACCUUAUUUUACUGGAAGCAAACAUGAGAAUGUACAUAGAAAUGGUCAUAUAUUUUGAUAAUUUACCUACCAUUUCCUAAAUAGUAUUGUGUGGGUUGCAGCCUCCCUUUUUACCAUUCACUGCCAGAUUUUUACAUAAGUGUGGUAUGGUAUGCACUAGUGACUACUUUCCCACCAUGGUUCUUAGGUGAUCAUUAAAUAUCAGUUACCAUUAAAUUUCAUGGUGGUUCAUGAAGAUGGGUGUAAGUCUAUUUUGAAGAGUAGAAUGACAUUGUAGAAUAUGUUUAUUUAACUUGUAUGUGUGAUUCCAUAUGUAGGUCUUAAGUUUUAUGCUUCUAAUAAAUAAUGACUUUUGUAG
This is a messenger RNA of Penaeus monodon (black tiger shrimp), 3094 nucleotides long. RefSeq names its product probable histone deacetylase 1-B (gene HDAC1). The record is from RefSeq and is a predicted model, not a curated record. Gene Ontology annotation, molecular function: histone deacetylase activity. Lineage: Eukaryota; Metazoa; Arthropoda; Malacostraca; Decapoda; Penaeidae.